CUGGGGGGUAAAUGCUUUUUUUCAAUUAACAUAAAGAUUGAUGGUCUUACAAAUACAAAACAGAAAGCAGAUAAAGUAUAAAGUGGAAAAUGUAUCAAUAAUUCAUGACAAAGAGUAAGUAGGGGAAAAAGCUAAACAAAAAAAGACUUUUAUUUUGGCGUGGUCAUAUAGCUGCGCCGCUCCCGCACUGUGAUUCAACUGGAGAAAGGAUAAAGUGUCCAAACUCAGAGAAAAACUCCUGCUGAAGCGACUGAUCUACACACUGUUAUAAAAAUGGCGUUUAUUAAAGUAGAAAGUGAAGACCUGAAGAUUGAAGAAACAUUCACAGUCAAACAGGAAGAUCUGCAGGAACAAACAGACCUGAUGGUGUUGAAAGAAGAGACUCAUCAACAGAAUGAAAUGGAAGAGAAACCCCAAGAAAUAACGACUGAUGAAAAACCCACACUGAAUAAAAAGACUUCAUCACGUGGAAGACCUCGGAAAUCCAAAUCUGCGUGUAAUUUCAGCAGUAAACAGAGUAGAAAGAGUUUCAGUCAGAAGUCAAACCUUGAUGUUCACAUGAGAGUUCACACUAGGGAGAAACCUUACACCUGCGAACAGUGUGGAAAGAGUUUUGGUCACAUACAAGGCUUUGAAAACCACAUGAGAAUUCACACUGGAGAGAAGCCUUUCAGCUGUAAACAGUGUGGAAAGAGUUUCAGUCAAAAGGCAAACCUUGAUGUUCACAUGAGAGUUCACACUAAGGAGAGGCCUUACACCUGCGAACAGUGUGGAAAGAGUUUUACUUAUAAACAAGGCUUUACAACCCACAUGAGAAUUCACACUGGAGAGAGGCCAUACACAUGCCAACAGUGUAAAAAAAGCUUCUAUCAUCCAGGAAACUUUGCAGUGCACAUGAGAAUUCACACUGGAGAGAGGCCGUACACAUGCCAACAGUGUGGUAAAAGCUUCUACCAAUCAGGAAACUUUGCAGCGCACAUGAGAAUUCACACUGGGGAGAGGCCUUACUCUUGCAUCCAGUGUGGAAAGAGUUUUAAGCAAAAUGGCACCCUUGAAGUCCACAUGAGAACACACACUGGAGACAGAAGUUUUAUUUGCACACAAUGUGGGAAACAUUUUUCUCAAAAACAUGACCUUAACAUCCACAUGAGGAUUCACACUGGAAAAAAACCUCACACAUGCACACAGUGUGGGAAAAGGUUUACUCAAAAAACAAGUCUUGACAACCACAUGAGGAUUCAUACUGGAGAGAAACCUUACAGAUGCACAGAGUGUGGGAAAACUUUCCCACAUAAAAGCUAUCUUAAGAUUCACAUGAUGAUCCACACUGGAGAGAAACCAUUCACAUGCACUCAGUGUGGAAAGAGUUUCAGCUGCUUAUCACACCUUAAUGUACACAUGAUGAUCCACACUGGAGAGAAACCAUUCACGUGCACUCAGUGUGGAAAGAGUUUCAGCAAAUCAUCACACCUUAAUAAACACAUGAUGAGCCACACUGGAGAGAAACCAUUCACAUGCACUCAGUGUGGGAAGCGUUUCAGUCAAUCAUCAUCCCGUAGUAAACACAUGAUGAUCCACACUGGAGAGAAACCAUUCACAUGCACUCAGUGUGGAAAGAGUUUUAGCCAAUUAUCACACCUUGAUCUACACAUGAUGAUCCACACUGGAGAGAAACCAUUCACGUGCACUCAGUGUGGGAAGAGUUUCAACUAUUUAUCACACCUUAAUCACCACAUGAUGAUCCACACUGGAGAGAAACCAUUCACAUGCCUUCAAUGUGGGAAGAGUUUCAGCAAAUCAUCAUCCCUCAAUCAACACAUGAGGAUCCACACUGGAGAGAAACCAUUUACAUGCACUCAGUGUGGGAAGAGUUUCAGCAAAUCAUCAUCCCUUAAUAAACACAUGAGGAUCCACACUGGAGAGAAACCAUUCACAUGCACUCAGUGUGGAAAGUGUUUUACCUGCUCAUCAAACCUUAAUCAGCACAUGAGAAUUCACACUGGAGAGAAACCAUUCAUAUGCACUCAGUGUGGGAAAAGUUUCAGCCAGUCAUCAUCCCUUAAUUACCACAUGAAGUUCCACGCUGGAGAGAAACCAUUCACAUGCACUCAGUGUGGGAAGAGUUUCAGCCAAUCAUCACACCUUAAUAAACACAUGAGGAUUCACACUGGAGAGAAACCAUUUACAUGCACUCAGUGUGGAAAGUGUUUUACCUGCUCAUCAAACCUUAAUCAGCACAUGAGGAUCCACACUGGAGAGAAACCAUUCAUAUGCACUCAGUGUGGGAAAAGUUUCAGCCAGUCAACAUCCCUUAAUUACCACAUGAAGAUUCACACUGGAGAGAAACUAUUCUCAUGCACUCAGUGUGGGAAGAGUUUCAGCCAAUCAUCAAAUCUUAUUCUACACAUGAGGAUCCACACUGGAGAGAAACCAUUUACAUGCACUCAGUGUGGGAAGAGUUUCAGCCAAUCAUCAAAUCUUAUUCUACACACGAGGAUCCACACUGGAGAGAAACCAUUUACAUGCACUCAGUGUGGGAAGAGUUUUAGCCACUCGUCAUCCCUUAAUCAACACAUGAUGAUCCACACUGGGGAGAAACCAUUCACAUGCACUCAGUGUGGGAAGAGCUUUAGCCAAUCAUUAUCCCUUAAUCAACACAUGAAGAUCCACACCGGAGAAAAACCAUUUACAUGCACCCAGUGUGGGAAGAGUUUCAGCAACUCAGCAAACCUUAAUCAACACAUGAGGAUUCACACUGGAGAGAAACCAUUCACAUGUACUCAGUGUGGGAAGAGUUUCAGCCAAUCAUCAAACCUUAACCUACACAUGAGGAUCCACACUGGAGAGAAACCAUUCACAUGCAGUCAGUGUGGGAAGAGUUUCAGCCAAUCAUCAUCCCUUAAUCUACACAUGAGGAUCCACACUGGAGAGAAACCAUUCACAUGUACUCAGUGUGGGAAGAGUUUCAGCCAAUCAUCAAUCCUUAAUAUACACAUGAGGAACCACACUGGAGAGAAACCAUUCACAUGCCUUCAGUGUGGGAAGAGUUUUAGCCAAUCAACAUACCUUAAUCAACACAUGAGGAUCCACACUGGGGAGAACCUAUUCACAUGCACCCAGUGUGGGAAGAGUUUCAGCAACUCAGCAAACCUUAAUCUACACAUGAGGAUUCACACUGGAGAGAAACCAUUCACAUGUACUCAGUGUGGGAAGAGUUUCAGCCAAUCAUCAAACCUUAAUAUACACAUGAGGAUUCACACUGGAGAGAAACCAUUCACAUGCAGUCAGUGUGGGAAGAGUUUCAGCCAAUCACCAUACCUUAAUCAUCACAUGAGGAUCCACACUGGAGAGAAACCAUUCACAUGCAGUCAGUGUGGGAAGAGUUUCAGCAAAUCAUCAAACCUUAAUAUACACAUGAGGAUCCACACUGGAGAGAAACCAUUCACAUGUACUCAGUGUGGUACGAGUUUCAGCCAAUCAUCAAACCUUAAUAUACACAUGAGGAACCACACUGGAGAGAAACCAUUCACAUGCCUUCAGUGUGGGAAGAGCUUUAGCCGAUCAACAUCCCUUAAUCGACACAUGAUGAUCCACACUGGAGAGAAAGAGUUUAUCUGUAAACAGUGUGGAAAGAGUUUCAGUCAAAAGUCAAACCUUGAUGUUCACAUGAGAGUUCACACAGGGGAGAAACCUUACACCUGCGAACAGUGUGGAAAGAGUUUUAGUCAAAUACAAGGCUUUAAAGCUCACAUGAGAAUUCACACUAGAGAGAGGAAGUUCACAUGCCAAGAGUGUGGAAAAAGCUUUUAUCAUGUUGGAAACUUUGCAGCACACAUGAGAAUUCACACUGGAGAGAAGCCUUUCAGCUGUAAGCAGUGUGGAAAGAGUUUCAGUCAAAAGCCAAACCUUUAUGUUCACAUGAGGGCUCACACAGGGGAGAAACCUUACACCUGUGAACAGUGUGGACAGAGUUUUAGUCAAAAACAAAGCUUUAAAUCCCACAUGAGAAUUCAUUCUGGAGAGAGGCCGUACACAUGCCAACAGUGUGGAAAAAGCUUCCGUCAUGCAAGAAACCUGGCAGAGCACAUGAGAAUUCACACUGGAGAGAAGCCUUUCAGCUGUAAACAGUGUAGAAAGAGUUUUUCUCAAAAACAAAACCUUACCAUCCACAUGAGGAUUCACACUGGAGAGAAACCUUACACAUGCUCAGAGUGUGGUAAAAGUUUUGCUAAAAAACACAACCUUAACAUCCACAUGAGGAUUCACACUGGAGAGAAACCUUACACAUGCACAGAAUGUGGUCAAAGUUUCCCAUAUAAAACCACAUUCAGUAUCCACAGGAGAAUUCACACUGGAGAGAAACCUUACAGAUGCACAGAGUGUGGUAAAAGUUUCACACAUAAAACCACACUCAAUAACCAUAAGAGAACUCACACUGGAGAGAAACCUUACAGCUGCACUCAGUGUGGAAAGAGUUUUGGAAGAAAACACAAUCUUAAGAUUCACAUGAGGAUCCACACUGGAGAGAAACCAUUCACAUGCACUCAGUGUGGGAAGAGUUUCAACCAAUCAUCAAACCUUUAUAAUCACAUGAUGAUCCACACUGGAGAGAAACCAUUCAAAUGCACUCAAUGUGGGAAAAGUUUUAACCGCUCAUCAGACCUUCAUCAACAUAUGAGGAUUCACACUGGAGAGAAACCAUACACAUGCACUCAGUGUGGGAAGAGUUUUUACUGCUCAUCACACCUUCAUCAACACAUGAGGAUCCACACUGGAGAGAAACCAUUCACAUGCACUCAGUGUGGGAAGAGUUUCAGCCAAUCAUCACACUUUAAGCAACACAUGAGGAUCCACACUGAAGAGAAACCAUUCACAUGCACUCAGUGUGGGAAGAGUUUCAGCCAAUAAUCAAACCUUAAUCGACACAUGAGGAUACACACUGGAGAGAAACCAUUCACAUGCACUCAGUGUGGGAAGAGUUUCAGCCAGUCAUCACACCUUAAUCAACACAUGAGGAUCCACACUGGAGAGAAACCAUUCACAUGCAAUCAGUGUGGGAAGAGUUUCAACCAAUCAUCAAACCUUUAUAAUCACAUGAUGAUCCACAAUGGAGAGAAACCAUUCAAAUGCACUCAAUGUGGGAAAAGUUUUAACCGCUCAGCAGACCUUCAUCAACAUAUGAGGAUUCACACUGGAGAGAAACCAUUCACAUGCACUCAGUGUGGGAAGAGUUUUUACUGCUCAUCACACCUUCAUCAACACAUGAGGAUCCACACUGGAGAGAAACCAUUCACGUGCUCUGAGUGUGGGAAGAGUUUCAGGCAAUCAUCAAACUUUAAGCAACACAUGAGGAUCCACACUGGAGAGAAACCAUUCACAUGCACUCAGUAUGGAAGGAGUUUUGGAAAAAAAGGCUAUCUUAAGAUUCACAUGAUGAUCCACACUGGAGAGAAACCAUACACAUGCACUCAGUGUGGAAAGAGUUUCAGCUGCUUAUCACACCUUAAUGUACACAUGAUGAUCCACACUGGAGAGAAACCAUUCACAUGCACUCAGUGUGGAAAGAGUUUCAGCAAAUCAUCAAACCUUAAUAAACACAUGAUGAGCCACACUGGAGAGAAACCAUUCACGUGCACUCAGUGUGGGAAGAGUUUCAGUCAAUCAUCAUCCCGUAGUAAACACAUGAUGAUCCACACUGGAGAGAAACCAUUCACAUGCACUCAGUGUGGAAAGAGUUUUAGCCAAUUAUCACACCUUGAUUUACACAUGAUGAUCCACACUGGAGAGACACCAUUCACGUGCACUCAGUGUGGGAAGAGUUUCAACUAUUUAUCACACCUUAAUCACCACAUGAUGAUCCACACUGGAGAGAAACCAUUCAAAUGCCUUAAAUGUGGGAAGAGUUUCAGCCAAUCAUCAUCCCUCAAUCAACACAUGAGGAUCCACACUGGAGAGAAACCAUUUACAUGCACUCAGUGUGGGAAGAGUUUCAGCAAAUCAUCAUCCCUUAAUAAACACAUGAGGAUCCACACUGGAGAGAAACCAUUCACAUGCACUCAGUGUGGAAAGUGUUUUACCUGCUCAUCAACCCUUAAUCAGCACAUGAGAAUCCACACUGGAGAGAAACCAUUCAUAUGCACUCAGUGUGGGAAAAGUUUCAGCCAGUCAUCAUCCCUUAAUUACCACAUGAAGUUCCACGCUGGAGAGAAACCAUUCACAUGCACUCAGUGUGGGAAGAGUUUCAGCCAAUCAUCACACCUUAAUAAACACAUGAGGAUUCACACUGGAGAGAAACCAUUUACAUGCACUCAGUGUGGAAAGUGUUUUACCUGCUCAUCAAACCUUAAUCAGCACAUGAGGAUCCACACUGGAGAGAAACCAUUCAUAUGCACUCAGUGUGGGAAAAGUUUCAGCCAGUCAACAUCCCUUAAUUACCACAUGAAAGUUCACACAGGGGAGAAACCUUACACCUGCGAACAGUGUGGAAAGAGUUUUGGUAAAAAACAAAGCUUUAAAAUGCACAUGAGAAUUCACACUGGAGAGAGGCCGUACACAUGCCAACAGUGUGGACAAACCUUCUAUCAUGUAGGAAACUUUGCAGCACACAAGAGAAUUCACACUGGGGAGAAGCCAUACACAUGCCAACAGUGUGGAAAAAGCUUCUAUACUACAGAAAAUUUUACACAGCACAUGAGAAUUCACACUGGAGAAAGGCCGUACACAUGCCAACAGUGUGGAAAAAGCUUCUAUAAUACAGGAAACUUUGCAGCACACAUGAGAAUUCACACUGGGGGGAAGCCUUACUCCUGCUUUCAGUGUGGAAAGAUUAUAACGACUUCCUCUUUUGUGGCGAAACACAUGAGGAUCCACACUAGAGAGAAACCAUUUACUUGCACUCAGUGUGGGAAGAGUUUCAACCGCUCAUCAAACCUUGAUCACCACAUGAGGAUCCACACUGGAGAGAAACCAUUUACUUGCACUCAGUGUGGGAAGAGUUUCAACCGCUCAUCAAACCUUGAUCAACACAUAAGGAUCCACACUGGAGAGAAACCAAUAACGUGCACUCUGUGUGGGAAGAGUUUUCGCCAAUCAUCAUCCCUUUCUAAACACAUGAGGACCCACACUGGAGAGAAACCAUUUACUUGCACUCAGUGUGGGAAGAGUUUCAGCCAAUCAUCAAACUUUAAUCUACACAUGAGGAUCCACACUGGAGAGAAACCAUUUACGUGCACUCAGUGUGGGAAGAGUUUCCGCCAAGCAUCAUCACUUAAUAAACACAUGAGGACCCACACUGGAGAGAAACCAUUUACUUGCACUCAGUGUGGGAAGAGUUUCAACCGCUCAUCAACCCUUAAUCAACACAUAAGGAUCCACACUGGAGAGAAACCAAUAACGUGCACUCAGUGUGGGAAGAGUUUUCGCCAAGCAUCAUCACUUAAUAAACACAUGAGGAUCCACACUGGAGAGAAACCAUUCACAUGCACUCAGUGUGGGAAGAGUUUCAGCCAAUCAUCAAACUUUAAUCUACACAUGAGGAUCCACACUGGAGAGAAACCAUUCACAUGCACUCAGUGUGGGAAGAGUUUCAUCCAAUCAUCAAACUUUAAUCUACACAUGAGGAUCCACACUGGAGAGAAACCAUUUACGUGCACUCAGUGUGGGAAGAGUUUCCGCCGAGCAUCAUCACUUAAUAAACACAUGAGGACCCACACUGGAGAGAAACCAUUUACUUGCACUCAGUGUGGGAAGAGUUUCAACCGCUCAUCACGCCUUGAUCAACACAUAAGGAUCCACACUAGAGAGAAACCAUUCACAUGCACUGAGUGUGGGAGGAGUUUCAACCGCUCAUCACACCUUAAUCACCACAUGAGGAUCCACACUGGAGAGAAACCAUUUACUUGCACUCAGUGUGGGAAGAGUUUCAGCCGCUCAUCAUACCUUGAUCAACACAUAAGGAUCCACACUGGAGAGAAACCAAUAACGUGCACUCAGUGUGGGAAGAGUUUUCGCCAAUCAUCAUCACUUUAUAAACACAUGAGGAUCCACACUGGAGAGAAACCAUUCACUUGCACUCAGUGUGGGAAGAGUUUCAGCCAAUCAUCAAACUUUAAUCUACACAUGAGGAUCCACACUGGAGAGAAACCAUUCACAUGCACUCAGUGUGGGAAGAGUUUCAGCCAAUCAUCACACCUUAAUGACCACAUGAUGAUCCACACUGGAGAGAAACCAUUCACAUGCACUCAGUGUGGGAAGAGUUUCAUCUGGUUAUCAUUGCUUAAUCAACACAUGAUGAUUCACACUGGAGAGAAACCAUUCACAUGCAAUCAGUGUGGGAAGAGUUUCAGGCAAUCAUCAUACCUUAAUGAACACAUGAAGAUCCACACCGGAGAGAAACCAUUCACAUGCACUCAGUGUUGGAAGAGUUUCAGCCGCUCAUCAGAACUUAAUCACCACAUGAGGAUCCACACUGAAGAGAAACCAUUCACAUGCACUCAGUGUGGGAAGAGUUUUAGCUGCUCAUCAUCCCUUAAUAAACACAUUAGGAUUCACACUGGAGAGAAACCAUUCACAUGCACUCAGUGUGAAAAGAGUUUCGGCCGCUCGUCAUACCUUAAUCAACACAUGAGGAUCCACACUGGAGAGAAACCAUUCACAUGCACUCAGUGUGGGAAGAUUUUCGGCCGCUCAUCAUAUCUUAAUCAACACAUGAGGAUCCACACUGGAGAGAAACUAUUCACAUGCACUCAGUGUGGGAAGAGUUUCGGCCGCUCAUCACACCUUAAUCAACACAUGAGGAUCCACACUGGAGAGAAACCAUUCACAUGCACUCAGUGUGGAAAGAGUUUCAGACAACCAUCACUCCUUUAUCUACACACGAUAAGCCACAACGGAGAGAAACCCACAGCUUCGGUGUGGGAUGAGUUUCAGCAACUCCUCAGACCUUAAUAAACACAUGAUGACCCACACUGUAGAUAAACCAUUCACAUGCACUCUGUUUGGGAAGAGUAUCAACCAAUCAGUAAACCCUAAUGAACACAUUAAGAUCCACACUGGUGUGAAAGAGUAUUUGUGCUUUGAGUGUGAGAAGACUUUUAUUACAGCUCUAAAAUUAAAACUGCACCAGACGUUUCACACUGGAAAGUAGUGAUGGAAAGUUCGUAUCAUUUUACUUACUUGGAUCUUUGAGUCUCGUUCAUCAAGAUGACAGAAUCUUUUUUCGGAGUCACGUGACGGUAAUGGCGGAGUAGCAGCUCAACAUUUGGUCUCCGCAGCUCAGUGGUAUAUUUUUAGUAUAUAAAAUAAGACAUAUAACGGCACAUACUUUAAGACCUUGUGAAUGGACAUACGAUCAUGCCCACUACCCAGAAGAAGUUGAAUCUGUCGGCAAAAACCUCUAAAUCGACGGAGAUUAAAUCGCCUCAGGAGGACAGUCAAUCAACGAUCAUGGCGGACCAGGCGUACUCGUUGCUGAGCCGUAGCUGAAACAGCUUGGUAGAAAGAAUAUCAACAGAGGUGCUUAAAGGUGUCAAAAGCUAGUUUGAAAAGAAAAUCGACCCUGUUCUUAAGAAACUUGAGGAAUGUUCCUCAAAAAUUGGGACUUUGGACACGCAAAUUACUGAGGUAGAAUGCCGCGUAUCAGACUCCGAGGAUGCGAUGACCACCUAUGGUGCGAAACUUACUGAUCUCGCGGAAAAACUGGUGCCGUGCUGUAUAAAAAUAGACCAUCUGGAGAACAAAAACAGAAGAUGCAAUGUGCGGGUCGUCGGUCUUCCAGAGGGAUGCGAGGGCAGUAAUCCGAUCUCUUUUUUCAAAUCCUGGUUACCAGAGCUGCUACAGGUCAGUUUCAAAGGUGAGCAUGUUAAACUGGAUCGAUGUCCCCGCGCCCUCACUCGCCGCCCACCGCCUGGCCAGCGACCCCGAGCAGUUAUCGUAAAGUUUCACAACUUUCAGUAUAAAUUUCGGAUCAUGCAAGCGGCGAGACAAACGUGCACGCUGUCCUACAACGGUGCUUCAAUUAUGAUAUUUGAGGACUUUUCUGUGUUGGUAAUGAGGAAAAGGCAGGAAUUCUACCAUGUUAAACAGCAGCUUAAAGAGAAGGGUAUUGCCUUUGCCAUGUUGUAUCCAGCAGUUCUCAGGGUCAAGGUGAACGGUCAGGAGAGGUCUUUCAAGGACCCAAAGGAUGUCACAGCAUUUCUGGCGUCUGCCCCACUACAGAGCGGCUCACCUGACCGCACUGCUACUGACUGAGCAUCCUUUCCCCAUCCCAGUAUGGUUUUAGAGGGUUUAGCUGUUGAGAUCGGACAUUUCGUUUGAGGUCUACAUUUUAUUAUAACAAUUUAUUAUCGAAAAUUUAGUAUGGUUUCUUUAAUACUGACAGAUCCAUAUGUGAUUACUUUUUCAUUGCCAUUUAUGUCGCAAUAUUUGACUGAGCUGCAGUCCGGAAGUUUUUCUGUUACCUAAAGGUAGCUUAUCGAAGCCUUAGAAAGGUUUUUUUUUUAAUUUAUUUUUUUGCUUGUUUUUCGUGUGCUGGUCCUGCACCUUCUCUAUAACUAGAGGGAAGCUAGCUGACGCCCAAAAUGGGCGUAACAGACCAAAGUCUGACUCCUUUUCGUUUUGUUAAUAGCUCUUUUUUUGUUCCAAUUUUUUUGAUGUACAUAGUUUUUACUUGAUUCUUCUAAAAUUGUGAAAAGAACGAUUUUACCCCUGC
Danio rerio (zebrafish) is the source of this 10708-nucleotide messenger RNA. The record is from RefSeq and is a predicted model, not a curated record. Lineage: Eukaryota; Metazoa; Chordata; Actinopteri; Cypriniformes; Danionidae.